Messenger RNA from Lymnaea stagnalis (great pond snail), 9334 nucleotides. The record is from the annotation of a GenBank genome assembly. NCBI's taxonomy places the organism in Eukaryota, Metazoa, Mollusca, Gastropoda, Lymnaeidae.
AGUCACUGUAGCCACUGUGUCAAGAUGGCGUCGCCCUAUGACAGUAUUAAUCAGCUUGUCAAUGAAAAUGCUUAUGAAGAGUUUAUGACUGCUUCCAAAAUAUUAAUUAAGUUUGCUGUUAACAUUUUAGAAAAUCCCUCUGAAUCAAAAUACAGGCGGAUUCGCAUUUCAAAUCCCACUAUACAAAAUAAAUUAUUAAAUGUUGCUGGAGGAAUGGAAUGUUUGUUUGAAAUGGGAUUUCAAGAGGCGGAGGUAACCUAACCGUACUUGACUUUAUAAAAGUAAUUUAACUCACGGUUUAUGAUGAUAAGUGAGUCAAAGAUUUCACAUCAUUCGUCAUAUGUAAUCUAUAAGGUCAAUUUAUGCAUUCCGCACCACUUUGAGAUUCUGUGUGGAAUUCUGUCUACUUUUGUUUAUUAUUAAUUUGGUACUCCGCCGAAGCAAAGGACACGCCUGGUAAAUUUGUAUCGGAAGUGGGCAUCGGCAAUAGAAUCCGAGUUUUUAAUUUUUUCAUGUGCAUGUAAUUUGAAUAAAUUAGGAGUCCUUUUGGCCCAUAAUUAAGGUCUGACUCCACCCAUUAACGUUAGGAGAAAGGCAGUGUCUACACGUCCGGCGCGCCGGACGUCUAUCUCCCGCACUAUGUGUCCGGCGACCAAGUCACAUGACCGCCGUAACAAAGUGGCGAGAGAUAUCGUGUCGGUCAGCCUUGUCACGUGACUGCGAAUAAUUCAAAACUAUUGUUAAUUUUAAAAUCUAUUUCUCUACCAAGUAAUGUACUGAGUAUCUUGAAUGCAAAUAAUAGAAAAAGAAACUUAAGUGAAAGUGGCUUGUAAACAUUUUUGUUUAGUUUGUUAUUUUUUGUGUACCAGUAAUCCAUAAAAUAAAUUAGGGGCCAGUGUGGCAACCAAUAAAAGUUAAAGAUUUCAUUUUAAAUUAUUUCAAUUGCUACAAAAUAUUUAAAAACUUCUCAUGAAACUACUGUUGCUGAGGAACAUGAUAAUAUAAAUAUAUACAAAAUAUUUUAACUAAAAUGGGAAGAAAAAAAACGACCCUAUCACCGGUAUAGAUCCUCAAACAUUCCUAUCGUCAAGCAACCACUCUACCACAAGACCAGACAAGAUGUACUAAAUCGUACUUCGUUUGGAAUUAUAAAAACUACUAGCCGUCCGGCCAUGUCCGGCGGUCACGUUACAAGUCGCCGGACGUGUAUCUUGCGCACUACACGUCCGGCGCGCCGGACGUGUAGACACUUCGUAGGAGAAAUGUUGAACUACAUUCCCAUUGAGUUAUUGAGUUAAUUUUUUCUUUACAUCAACGUUAAGUAAGGAAAAACGUAUGCCAAUAUAAGGCAUCUUCGCAUUAAAAAAUUCGGUCUAAAUAUUCAAAGUAGUUCUUUCAUAUUAAAAGUAGGCCUGCAUUAUAAUUUGUUGAAGUACGUCAUGUGUGCAAAAUUUCAUUGAGAUAGCUCAUGAAACAUUUUCUCAAUUCUCCUCAACGUUGACCUCAUUAUGCAAAGGUCGCACAGGCCAUUUUGGAUUAGUGAUCCCGCCUCAUUUUAAAUGGCGGAAAACGCAGAUACUUAGCUUAGGAAAUAUUCAUUAUCUCUAUAGACAUCAAAAUAUUCGAUAACUUGUGUUUCAGAAUGCAUUUUGAAGACAUUUAAACUAGAAUUUUUAAAUUUGAGCUUUAAAAACUCAGUAGAGUCCAUAUUAUUAGCGAUCAGAAUUGACCGUGUGCAAAAAGUCAUGGGAAACCGUUCACAGCCAUUUGCAUAAUGCUAUGCCGUAGUACUACAGACUACGGUACCUCAAGUUUCAUUCAUAAGAGUUUGCCGUGUGCAAAAACUAUUAACACCAUUGGUCAGGGAAAGCUUAAUUAACUAGUCAUGUGCCAAAUUUGAAAGUUCAAAAUAAGUAGAUACCAAACAACAUUUUAAGGGGUGCAUUGCCUUAUAUAGACUAUAUAGCAUAUACCAGUAUAAUGGACAUUAUAUUAAAUUUACCGAUAUAAAUAGUGCAUAGUUAGAUAAGCUGCAAUUUAUCUAUAAUGGUUAACAUUAUUAAACUUAUUUUUUUUAAUACAGCAUUAGUUCUGAAAAUAAAAUUAUCAUUAAAACAAGAGUUAUAUAGCUCGUGACGUGAACAGCGGAAUUGGGUACCAGAAAAUGGAGAUGCGGUCCAUGUUAAAAAAGGACAAAUUAAGUCCUACUUUAAAAAUUCAUAACUUUAAAACUACAAUAGCUAAAAAUAUGAUUUUGGUGUUAUAAUCUUUUAAAAAAUUAGCUUUAUUCAACUAUGCCAAUGGUUUAUUUUUACAAUAAGUUUUAAUUUUCUAAUCAAAGUACCUAUAUUAAUUUUAUUAAUAUAAUUAUUGUUUAAUAUUAAUUGUAACUAUUUCGUUAUUUAACGGACAAAUUGGAUGCUUGCGGGCCGUAUGUUGUUCAGGCCUGCGCUAGAUAUGUGGAAAGAAGUGACAAUGACCUGCGGUCACUCCCUUCCCUCAACUAAAACGUGUGUGCUACAGUUAUACACUGUAGUAGAAAAACAGUGCAAAAUAAUUUUUUAAUAAUGAAAACCCAAUUUAGAGUUUCAUAGAAUACACUUUUACACACUUAAUUGCAGGUUCCACCAAAAAUAAAAUCCAAAAGUUGUCAGAAAAAUCAAUACAAUACGGUACCGAUUAGCCAAAAAAGAAAAUUUAAAUAUUACAAUCAACUACCCAAUGAAACUGUAAUUAAAACAUUUCAUUGACUUAUUAUUAUUUUUAAUAAAAGGAAAAUUAACUCUAGUUACAAUCCAAUAAUAAAAAGACCCAGAGAAAAUCCGACACUGAAACUCAUAGUGGCGCCCCGAAGUAACAUUAGCCAUGUGCUUCUGUUAAUGUUAACUUUAUGUUAUGACGACUUACGUUUUUAGUGUUAAAGACAUUAAUAAGUAGGCACUUCGGUUACAGUGAGAAAAACCUGAAUAUAGCGUUCUGUAAAUUCGUUGUCAGACAUUUAACCUUCACUUUUUUAAUUGACUCAGGGUGAGGUUUUUUAAAAAAAAUUUUGUAGUAAAUUAUAGAUUUUACUUUACACUGAACCGAAAAGAAUAAAAAGUCAUUAUUUUUUACAGGAAACUUUUUUUUUUUUUAAAUAAAAAAAAAAAAAAAAUUUGAUCUUUUAAAAUUGAAGGUAAAAAAGGUUAACUUUACAAAUUAUCUGACUCCUGCCUAAGCUACUUAAAUAAAAACUUCCCCUCCUGCCUAAGCAAAGGGGCAUAACUCUUUUUUAAAAAUGUAUAUGUAAUUUUUAUUUUUUUAAAUUUUAAAAUAAACAAGCAAUGUCAUUGUUAUUAAAUUUUUAUUAAAUAUGAAAAUUAAUUAAAUAUUAUAUUCAUGAUUAAAAAAAAAACUGUUAUUUAGAAAAUAACCUGUUAAUUAUAAUAUCUGAAGUUAACUAUCCCUGCAUUUUCAAAAGGCUGCGGCUUGGUCAGAGAAGUUAGAGUUUGGUUAUACCGGUAUUAAAAAAAACUUAAAAAUUAUUGUAGGGUUUGUAAGAUAAAUUUUGGUGUCAAAUGAAAGAUAAUUGAAUGGACUAUAUGUUUGUAAACUCACUUCUUAAGUUUAAUGAAAAUAAACUACUACAAAUGACAUCCAAAUAGCAUUUAGUCAAAAUGGAACGGGAAACGCAUCGCCACUAUUUGGACCCAGGUCCCUUUAGACUCAAUGCUAUUCGGAUAUCACUUUUGGUAGCUUAUUUCAGUUAAAUUGAAGAAAUAAGUUUACUUGGUGAAAGAGUGUCAUGUGUGGCCAUCCGCCUGUCAUGCCACAAUCUGGCAUUGUCGGCAUGAGCUGGUGGGAUAAUGGGAGGCGAAAGAAGGAGGGGGGGGGGGGGGGGGGCCUCAUGGCAGUCAACCUGUAUAAAAAGAAUGUGUGUAUUUAGUUGAUCAUGUCUUCUAUGGCUGUAAAUAUGUCAAACAAUGAGUGUAGAGCAUGUGUGAGAAUGUCAGAAACUAUGUCAAGCAAUGGGUGCAGAGCAUGUGUGAGAUUGUCAGAAACUAUGUCAAACAAAGGGACCAUUUUAGGCUAUUUAAUUUGUCUUUAUGGCGUCCAUGUUUGUCGGCACAUUACCUAUUAUUGAAAGCGGAUUUGGGGUGGUUAAUAAAUUCAUUUAAUGGGUCAUCCAGAAUAUAAAUUGGAAAGAUAAAUAAUAAUUAAUUUUAAUUGUUUUGAAUCAAAAUAAUUAAUUUUAACAUAAAUUAAUUGGCUGAUCAGUGGUUUAAAUUUUGGAUUGGUUGCCACGGAUGGAUAAACAUUUUUACUUCAUUUAAAUAGGCUCACAUUUUAUUUUAAAGAAUAUAUAUUAAGCUGAUUAUAAUAGUUUUAUAAUAAUGUAAGGCUCAAAUGACAUCCAACAAAAUCAAACUUUGGUUUCUUCAGUUCAAUGAAACAAAAAUAAUAUUAAAUCUACAAUAACUUAAAUAAAGUUACAAGCUUUAAAUUAAAGUUUUUGUUUGUGGGGCUUGCAUCUUGAUUGUAAUUGUGUGAGAAUCGCUGACAAUGUGGAUGUUUUUUUUCUCUUUUAUUAAUACAAAUAAUUGCAUGAUUUAAAAAAAAAUUAAUGUGUUGCACACCACACCAAAUUUAAGCUUUGUAUCUUUAACAUUUAAUAAGUUAUGUUUCUUUUGCUAUAAAAAAUGUGUUCUUUAAUGAAUUUAUUAAGGGAAAAAAAUAGGAGAUUGAUGUUCAAUUAUUUUAUUUCAAAAAUCAGCAAAUUAUGUAAAUAGGACAUUUUUAUAUUGAGAAAUAUGCAAGACACAUGGGUAAUGAGCAGAAAAGUGGAUAGAAAAUACAGGAAAACUCAUUUGAGGUCUGCUCUAAAGAAUUCAUAACUUUUGAACCACUUGAGCUAGAAAGCUGAUCUAGGUUGUUUUUUUGUUGUAAAUCAUUAUAUAAAUUAUAUUGGCUCUAUUCAACUGUACUAUUUUAGAAAUAUUUGGAAAAUUUCACCAAAGUACCUACAUUUGAGUUAAAGUCAUUGCACUUGAAGAGUUUCUCAGUAAAGAUGUUCAUCCUCACCUUAGCGCAGUGAUUUCGGAGAGUAUUAGUAUUUGGGAGAAUGAAAACUAGCGGUAAAGGCAGGAGCAGGUUAAAUAUUAAUUUGACAACAAACUAAAAAAUGAUGUCCUCUGCCUUUUUUUUUCUUCAUUAUUUCGAAUUAUAAAUUCAUUUCAGGAUGGUGAGUGUCUGAUGUUACCAAACACUGCCAGUUUGCUUACCUUAAAAAGAAUGAAAGAAGACUUGAGCAGAUCAAGAGAGAAGUUAGAGUCACCGAAUCAAAGUGUAAAAAGCAGUAAUCAGUCAACACUAUUGGGUGCCGUUGGGGGUGUAGGUACUGUUGGGGGUGAGGGUGCUGUUGGUGUGGUUGCCUCACAGCCCCGGAAUCACACCCAGACAAGCAGAUUAGCUCAGUCGUAUUUGGUAAGUAAGAGUUUUAAGAAUCUUAAGUUUAACUAGAGUCUAAACCUUUUUUUUUUUUUUGGUCACCUCUUUAGUUGAGCAUAAACUGAAAUUGAAAAAAAUUUAAGGCUCGUAUACAUUUAUUUCUAGAAUUCAACAAUUAUUCAUACAGCUCAGUAGUAACAGUCUUGUACCAAUAUUUAUUGAGACUUUUAAAUUAAAAUGAUAUGUUAUUCCUAUUCAGGAAACUGAGGCAGCUUUUUUGAGUAGAUUAAAAGAUGGAAUGAGGCGUGUUAUGAAUUAUGAAAAGCCAGAACUACAACAGAAAGCCAGAAACAUUAUUCCUUGUGAACAACUUCAAUCAGAAGCUCGAUUAAAGUAUGAAGCUAACGCUAGGCCCUCACCAAAUCUGGACAUUAGGGAUUAUUUACUGCUGUCAUUGCUUCAUUGGUUUAAGACCUCAUUUUUUCACUGGGUCGACACAUUGCCUUGUUUUCGCUGUAAUGGUCAAACUCAAAACACUGGCUAUACAGCCCCAUCUGCCGAUGAUAUGCGGUGGGGUGCAAGUAGGGUAGAAUCUCACCAAUGUAAUGUCUGUGGACACACAAAUAGAUUUCCUCGGUACACUAAUGCUGAAAAAUUGCUGGAGACUUGUAGGGGAAGAUGUGGUGAAUGGGCAGAAUGCUUUACUUUGUGCUGCAGAGCUUUAGAUUUUGAGGCAAGGUAUGUCAUGGACUGGACAGACCAUGUGUGGACAGAAGUGUACUCAAACUCUCAGUCUCGUUGGUUGCACUGUGAUCCCUGUGAAAACAUAUGUGAUAAACCCCUUCUUUAUGAAUCGGGCUGGGGGAAAAAACUGACUUAUGUUAUUGCCAUGUCAAAAGAUGAAAUCCAGGAUGUUACUUGGCGUUAUGUUUUAAAACAUCAAGAAGUGUUGGCGAGGCGAACACUUUGUCGAGAGAAUUGGCUUCGUCGCACCAUUCAUCAGCUUUGGAAACAAAAAAUUUCAACUUUGACAGCAGAAAAACAAAAGCAGCUGUGGCAUAGAUUAAUUUGUGAGUUGACAGAAUUUAUCACGAUCAAGAAUGAAAAUACAGAACAUUUGCCCGGUCGUUCAACUGGCUCCUUAGUUUGGAGGGAAGCUCGUGGAGAGCUGGGAAGAAGUGCUCCUGGUCAACAAACUGUGCUAAAUAAUUUUGUUUUUCGCCCCACAGAAGCAGAACGUGAAUGUGAACUAAUUCAUGUAACUUACAAUUGUGCAACAGAUAAAUACAUCCGCAUUUCUAGUGACAGUGAACAACGUAUGGGGUGGCAGGCAUGUACGUUUUCAGCCCAAGAUGUUUUUCGUAAGGAGGAGCUCGACUGGAGAAUGGCUUAUUUAGCACGUUGUGAAGGAUCGGCCUACGCCGAGGUGGUCUGGAAAUUUGACUUGACUGGUAAUUGAGAUCUUUUUAUGCAGAUAAAAUACUUGUUAUUCCUUAUUCACACAUAGUCUAUUUAGUCUCUUUCAUCCACUGUCAAUGACAUCCUAUCCAACAUCUUGUCUUCACACUGUCACAUUUUAACAUUAAUGCCCACAUCCAUAGUAUUAUAUAUUUAUUAUUUUUCCCUCUCAGAUACAGACUUGAGAAUAAGCAAAAUGGAACUGAAAGCAGAGUCAGCUAUUUUUGAAAAUGGUGCCAUUAGCUGGCGUCUCUGUGCUGGAGACAAUUGCUUCAUGCAAAAUGGUACAGUGUUUAUUGAUUGUAUUAAUUACAGUGUUUACCAAAAUAAUAUAUUUCUAAAAUUUUACUAUAACAAAUCAAAGUUACAAACAAUUCUUGUAUUUCAUUCUUUUAAAAGAAGAUUACAAAACAUACUAUAAUUAUUUCUAAAAUUUUACUAUACGGUAACAAAUCAAAUUUGCAAAGUAUUCUAGUAUUUCAUUCUUUUAAAAGAAAACUACAAAAUAUACUAUAAUUAUUUCUACCCUUAGAAUACUGCAGUACUUUUUUUUCCUAUCGUACUAGGAGCAUCUUUAAAUACUUUGAUGACCUUUGACCUUCAUGGCUGUCAGACUCUGACUAUAACUGCUGUUUUACAAGGUGGAAGAGGAGAAAAUGCCUGGCAACAUGCUCAGCUUUUUAGGCAAUCAACCACUGAUAUAGAGAAUUGUCCAUUUGAGCUUAAGCUUUUCUUGAAUUGAAUUUUGCAGCCAUAUUUGAUUCUAGAGUGAUAAAAAGUGAUGCACUUUUAAGAUAUGUAAUAACAAAAUAAUUGUUAACAAAAUUGCAAAUUUCUUAUGUCAGAAAUUAUUGAGUUAAAUUAUGUUUAGUUUCCUUCCACUGUUACAGAUACCGGUAGUUUUCCUACAGCAUUUACCAAGCAACAUGAUUCUGAGAAGGAACAUUUAAUUUAAAUUAAUUGUAUUCAUUAAUUUGUGAGCCAUACCAGUACUCUGAUCAUAGCUAUUUUCUAUGCAAAAUAAUUAAGUUAGAUUAUCUAACUCAAGGUAACUUACCUUACAGUUCUUUUUAAAACUUAAUGUUUAUAAAAUGUGCAAUAUAAUAAAUAUUUUAAUGUUGAAUUUGAAUUAAAUAUUAAUAAUUUAUAAUAGCUAUCUAAAUAUAUAGUACUUAGUAGUAGGAUACAACAAUAACAAAGGUAAUAUAAUUAAUCUAUAAGAUAAUAUUAAAAUAUUUCUCUGAUUCAAAUUCAAAGGGUUUUUAUUUUCUAAGGAAGAUAGUAUCAGUUUUUAAGCUUAUAGAGAAAAGAACUUUUAGUGUAUAGAGAAAAAUGAAAAGUAUUAUGGCCAAGAUUUCAACAUUAUUAGAUGAUACCAUAAAGGGUAUAUCACACUUUUGAAAAUAUGUGGAUCAAUUCAUAAAAUACAUUGACCGAAGUGUGUAACUGUAAUCCUGAUGGUAUAAAGUCCAAUAAGUGUUUAGGCUAUGCAAGAGUAACCUAAUAAAAACUUGAAAUAUAACAACUUAAUUAGUAAAGCAUUAAAUUAAUAACCUUUUGUUGCGUUGCGAUAUGCUUAUUAGUUUACCCUUUUGCAUUAUGGAUUGAAAAUACCCCUGAAUUAUAUUGAUAUACACUAUUUUCCUGUUAGAUUAAUCACAAACUUUUCUGCGCUCAUUAAUUUCAUUAAAGGAGUGAAUUGUUGAGCAAAUGUUUCUGCGGUCAUUUGUUUUGAUUAAAGGCUGCAUAAAUUGUGAAACACAAUAUUUAAAAUGUCGAUUUAAAUGUUUUUUCUGAAAUUAAGUUAAUCCCUUUCUUUUCUGUUACUGGUCAAGUCAUGCUUGGUUUCUCUAUUUGCUUUCAUGAAAUAAAAUCAUGACUGACCACCCAAUAAUGCUCCCAACUUCUUGGUAUCAUUGUGAUAAGCUAUUUAUUCCUCUUACUCUUAUGCUUCAACCUGCUGUCAACAAAUCGCAUGCUAUGUCUAUUAUUACUUGUAACCAGGAUAUUUGUGAGUUGUUUAUGUAUGCGCUCAAGGAUUAUAAAUGGUCAAGGUACAUAAAAGAACCAUCCUGUUAAAGUGAACUGGACUCUUUUUUUACAUACCGGUAUAAGAAAACCAGGCUUAGGACUAUGACGGUGGGUAAGCCCUUAAAGAAAUCCAUGAAAGAACACCAGCUUGAACAACUAAAUAUUACUACAAUAUGGUGGUGAGAUUUUUAUUUGUUUGUAUUUAAAUUAUUUUAAUUUUCAGUUUAUUUACCAUCAAAAUAAUCAAAUUAUUCAAAUAAUAUUUUUAUGAGAAGAUGAAGGGCUAUUUGAAAAUGUCUUGUUAGUUUUAUAUGUACCGGUAUUUGCCAUUCUUGUAUUACACUUGUGUACAAUGCAGUAAUCAUAUGGCGAUUAAUGCAUUCAAUUUCAAUCGAUUAAAAUCUCUAUCACUUACUAA